Messenger RNA from Malurus melanocephalus (red-backed fairy wren), 1104 nucleotides. RefSeq names its product pinopsin-like. Gene Ontology annotation, molecular function: G protein-coupled receptor activity. Gene Ontology annotation, biological process: G protein-coupled receptor signaling pathway. Bases 1 to 1104 code for a protein of 367 amino acids. Gene Ontology annotation, cellular component: membrane; photoreceptor outer segment. The transcript has 4 exons. Lineage: Eukaryota; Metazoa; Chordata; Aves; Passeriformes; Maluridae. The record is from RefSeq and is a predicted model, not a curated record.
AUGCCGGCGGCCGGCGCCGCUGCCGCCUGCGGGGAUGCUCGGGACGAGGCGGGCCGGUGCCUGAGCCCCGCGGGGCGGCUGGCGGCCGCCGUGUGCCUGGGCGCCGUGGGCAGCCUGGGCUUCUGCAGCAACCUGCUGGUGCUGCUGCUCUUCUGGCGCUUCCCGGCGCUGCGYUCCCCCAUCAACCUCCUGCUGCUCAACAUCGCCUUCAGCGACCUGCUGGGCUGCGCCCUGGGCACCCCGCUCGGGCUGGCCGCGGGGACCGCCGCCGCACCGGGGGCCGCCUGCGCCUGGCACGGCUUCGCCACUGCCCUCUGCGGCAUCAUCUCGCUCAUCUCCCUGGCUGUGCUUUCGUACGAGCGCUACUGCACCAUGACAAGAACGACAGAGGCUGACACUACGAACUACAGRAAAUCAUGGACAGGCAUCAUCCUGUCCUGGACAUACUCCUUGUUCUGGACUGUUCCCCCGCUUCUGGGCUGGAGYAGCUAUGGGCCAGAAGGAGCAGGGAUAACCUGCUCUGUGAACUGGCACUCCAAGGAUGCCAACAACGCGUCCUACAUCGUCUGUCUUUUCAUCUUUUGCCUUGUAAUCCCUUUUGUCAUCAUUGUCUAUUCGUAUGGGAAGCUGUUCUGUGCUGUGAGGCAGGCCAGCAGCAUCCACAAAGGGCCGGGCCGGAGCCGUGAGCAGCGCAUCCUGGUSAUGGUGCUGGUGAUGGUGGUGUGCUUCCUCCUCUGCUGGCUGCCCUAYGCUGCUGUGGCACUCAUAGCCACCUUUGGCAAGCCUGGCCUCAUCAGCCCUGCUGCCAGCAUCAUCCCAGCCAUCCUUGCCAAGAGCAGCACGGUCUACAACCCCAUCAUCUACGUGUUUCUCAACAAACAGUUUUACAGGUGCUUCCUGGCGCUUCUGGGAUGCGACAAAUCCUCUGUGAGCUCCUCCAAGGCCGUGCCCAGGCCCUGCCAUGCCCUGCAGCAGGCACAGGGUGGUGYUGGCCCUGCAGUGCCCACUCUGGCUGGGCAUUCCUUGGCUGAGAGCCCGUGCCCAGCACCAGGGGACACCGUGGCAGCUGCAGGAGCUGUGCCYGAGGCUCCCUGCAGCUCCUGA